Onychostoma macrolepis is the source of this 14455-nucleotide messenger RNA. Its product is annotated as protocadherin-9. Gene Ontology annotation, molecular function: calcium ion binding. Gene Ontology annotation, cellular component: plasma membrane. Gene Ontology annotation, biological process: homophilic cell-cell adhesion. NCBI's taxonomy places the organism in Eukaryota, Metazoa, Chordata, Actinopteri, Cypriniformes, Cyprinidae. The transcript is spliced from 3 exons. The coding region runs from base 714 to 3890 and encodes 1058 amino acids. The record is from RefSeq and is a predicted model, not a curated record.
GAGAGCGAGGAUAAGCAUCCCAACACAUCCCACCGUUUGGACUUUUUCUCAUUCAGGUGUGCGCGGCGAAUCACGCACAAGACACCGGGACAGAAGCCGUGGAUUUUCUUUCUGACUGAGGACUGAGAGGGAAAUGAUCCGAUCGCAUUUGAACUUGACUCUUUUUCUCUGAUGGGAUAGUUUAUGUUGAUAUUUGAGCAGAACAGGUGCGAUUCAUAAGGGCUCCUCCGGUAAUGCGGAAUGACCGUACGGGACCGUUAACGCGCGCGUGGAUCACCUGAUUCAUCACCGACCACCGCAUUCCGCUCGUCCCCGACCGCACGCUGAUCUGCGGAGGAAAGUUCAUAAAGAUUGUCUGAUUGAUUGCUGCUAAAUCAACAUUUCCCCCCAAAAAUAGCUGUGCUUUGAAUUGGAUUUUUUUCCCACGACUAAAAUACUAAAGUAUUAACUGACCUAGUCCUUAAAGCAGUAAUCAAUAAGGAUAUCCUCAUAUUAUACUGGAGUCAGAUCAUUUUUUCUGACUGGUCGAACGGAUUUGUCACUAUGUGCGCGAAUUGGUAACCUCCGUAUGAGCAAGCUCACAGUGAACCGAGGGUCGUGUUUGGCUGCUCUUUAUCUACAAAUGUAAGGCUUUGUGAAACCCUGGCUCUGACAACACCAUAUGGAGACAACUGUUUGAAUUAAAGCAGCGGGAACACGCGUGAACUGCUGUCAUGGAUUUAAGGGAUUUUUACUUGUUGGCAACAUUAGUUGCUUGUUUCUGGUUAGAUCCCACCAUAGCCCAAGAGCUCAUUUACCCUAUUCGAGAAGAGCUACAGGAGAAUGUUCUUAUUGGAAACAUACCUAAGGACUUGAACAUCUCCCAUAUGAACUCUGCCACCGGGGCUACCAGUAAUCUGGUUUACCGACUUGUGUCGAAAGCAGGUGACACCCCGCUACUUAGAGUGAUGAGCAAUACAGGAGAAAUCUUUACCACCUCCAACCGUAUCGACCGGGAGAAACUCUGUCCCGGCCCCUCUUUUGAAGACAGCGAGUGCUCUUUUGAAAUCGAGGUGGUCAUUUUGCCAAAUGACUACUUCAGAUUAAUCAAAAUUAAAAUCAUUGUCAAAGACACCAACGACAAUGCCCCCAUGUUUCCCUCGCCUGUGAUCAACAUUUCAAUUCCGGAAAACACACUCAUCAACAGCCGCUUUGCCAUUCCGUCUGCCACAGAUCCAGAUACCGGACCCAACAGCGUACACAAAUACGAGCUGUUGAAUGGGCAGAGCGCCUUCGGUUUGGAUAUUGUGGAGACACCAGAGGGUGAGAAAUGGCCUCAGCUUAUCGUUCAGCAGAAUUUAGAUAGAGAACAGAAAGAUACUUAUGUGAUGAAAGUCAAAGUGGAGGAUGGGGGGAACCCACAAAAAUCUAGCACUGCCAUUCUACAGGUAACUGUCACUGAUGUUAAUGAUAACCGGCCUGUCUUCAAAGAAAGCCAAAUUGAGGUCCACAUCCCGGAAAAUUCUCCCGUCGGCACAUCUGUAGUUCAGCUGCAAGCCACUGAUGCAGACGUGGGUGCCAAUGCAGAAAUAAAAUACAUGUUUGGGGCCCAGGUGUCUCCAGCGACACGGAGACUUUUUGCUCUGAACUCCACCACUGGGCUCAUAACAGUUCAAAGGCCGCUUGAUAGAGAAGAGACCGCCAUUCAUAAACUCACAGUACUAGCCAGCGAUGGAAGCUCGAGUCCAGCAAGAGCCACCAUCACUAUCAAUGUGACAGAUGUGAAUGACAACGCUCCAAACAUCGACCUGAGAUACAUCAUCAGUCCAACUAAUGGUACAGUAAUGCUUUCUGAAAAAGAUCCAAUAAAUACCAAGAUUGCUCUCAUUACUGUAUCUGACAAAGACACAGAUGUCAACGGCAAGGUGAUUUGCUUCAUUGAAAAAGAUGUUCCAUUUCACCUCAAAGCGGUUUAUGAUAACCAGUAUUUGUUAGAAACAUCUGCACUGCUUGAUUAUGAAGGAACAAAGGAGUACAUCUUCAAGAUUGUUGCUUCUGACUCUGGAAAACCUAGUCUGAACCAGACCGCCCUGGUUAGAGUGCGGCUGGAGGAUGAAAAUGACAAUCCACCCAUUUUCACCCAGCCUGUCAUUGAGCUGGCUGUCAUGGAGAACAACCAACGUGACAUGUUCCUGACAACCAUCAGCGCCACAGAUGAGGACAGCGGACGGAAUGCAGAGAUUGUCUACCAGCUUGGACCCAACGCAUCAUUCUUUGAUCUUGACCGCAAAACAGGAGUGCUAACCGCAUCCAGGGUGUUUGAUAGGGAGGAACAAGAGCGGUUCCUCUUUACGGUCACUGCUAGGGACAAUGGCACCAGGGCUCUGCAGAGUCAAGCUGCAGUCAUAGUGACCAUACUAGACGAGAACGACAAUAGCCCUAAAUUUACACACAACCACUUUCAGUUCUUUGUGUCAGAGAACCUGCCUAAAUAUAGUACAGUUGGAGUAAUCACAGUCACAGAUGCAGAUGCUGGUGAGAACGCCGUGGUGAGACUCUCGAUCCUUAACGAUAACGAGAACUUCAUUCUUGACCCAGAUUCUGGAGUCAUAAAGUCCAACGUUUCCUUUGACCGAGAGCAGCAAAGCUCCUACACCUUUGACGUCAGAGCUGUGGACAACGGAAGCCCUCCAUGUUCGUCAGCUGCCAAGGUGACCAUCAAUGUCAUUGAUGUCAACGACAACCCUCCCAUCGUCAUCUACCCGCCAUCAAACACCUCUUUCAAGCUAGUGCCACUGUCUGCGAUUCCAGGAUCGGUUGUGGCCGAGGUGUUUGCGGUAGAUGGCGAUACGGGUAUGAAUGCAGAACUCAAGUACACUAUUGUGAGUGGUAACGGAAGAAGUCUUUUCAGAAUUGACCCUGUAACGGGAAACAUCACAUUAGAGGAGAAACCCACGGUUGCAGACAUUGGCCUCCAUAGGCUAGUGGUCAACAUCAGUGACCUCGGCUAUCCAAAGUCCCUGCACACUCUUGUCCUUGUUUUCCUCUACGUAAACGACACGGUUGGAAACUCCUCAUACAUACAUGACCUCAUCCGUCGGACAAUGGAAACACCACUGGAUAGGAACAUCGGCGAGAGCAGUGAGACUUAUCAGAACGUUGACAACCUCAAAACCAUCAUUGCCAUCGUGACAGGUGCUAUGGUAGUGAUCGUGGUCAUCUUCAUAACAGUACUGGUGCGCUGCCGACAUGCCUCACAGUUCAAGGCGGCCCAGAGAAAGAAGCAGGGUGCCGAGUGGAUGUCUCCCAACCAAGAGAACAAGCAAAACAAGAAGAAAAAGCGCAAAAAGAGGAAGUCGCCAAAGAGCUCCCUCUUGAACUUUGUCACCAUCGAGGAGAACAAACCCGACGACUCUGCCCACGAACCCAUAAAUGGAACCAUCAGUCUCCCGGCUGAGCUCGAGGAGCCCGGGAUUGGACGCUUUGACUGGAAUGCCACUCCUACUACCACCUUCAAACCCAGCAGCCCAGACUUGGCCCGGCACUACAAGUCCGCUUCACCCCAGUCGGCCUUCCACCUCAAAGCUGACACUCCGGUGUCUGUGAAAAAGCAUCAUGUGAUACAGGAGCUGCCACUGGACAAUACCUUUGUUGGGGGCUGUGACACGCUUUCCAAACGUUCCUCCACCAGCUCCGAUCACUUCAGUGCCUCAGAAUGCAGUUCACAAGGAGGCUUCAAGUCAAAGGGGGCACCUUUGCACACCAGACAGGUUUGCCUUGUAGGGAGAAAGAAAGGAGUAUACCAAUGUAGAACGACAGAUUACAUAAUGAACUGCAAUCCAGGCCAAGAGAGCGGCCUCUGCAGCUUCUGUCCUAUUGGGAACCAUGCUGUCGUGCUGUACAUGCCUUAACGAAUGACUCAGUGACCCAAAACAAUAGCUGCCACUGUAAGCGCAGAGACAGAUGCCUGUCAACACUGUAGAUUGUACCACACUGUGAAAUGUGCUGUUCGCUCAGUCCAGAGGGGUCUGUGUUUGAACAGGGGUUGCCCUUUGUGUCUCUGUCUCGAUUUAAAGGCCAUUGACUGUGCGUUUCCUCUCUAAAGCUCAUAGAUACUGGGGCAGCCUCCAUGCAGAGCUAGUUAGCACAGCUAGAGGCACAUCAGUGGAAAGCUUAUUAUGGCACCCAAAACCUCUGCUGACAGCCAUAGGGCAAUUAACACUUGGCCUUUCUGUUCACCGACUGAACUGAAGCAGUGCAAACAACAAUGAGCACAUGCAAACUUGCCUGAUAGUCAAGGGUGCAGCAAACAUGACCAUUUUCAGUCUGCUUGGCCGCAGUAAAACUAUAGCUUUAAAGGGAUAGUUCACCCUAAAAUGAAAUUCUGUCAUCAUUUACUCACUCUCAUGUCAUUCCUUUAUGCAUUUCUUCUGUGGAACACAAAAGGAGAAAAGUCAACAGGACUCAGUGUCUUUUUUUUGCAUCCUAACAUUUUUCAAAACAUCUUCUUUUAUGCACCACAGAAGAAAGAAAGUCAUACAGGUUUGGAAUGACAUGGGGUGAGUAAAUGGUGACGGAAGUUUCAUUUUGGGGAGAACUGGCCCUUUAAGACUAAGCAGAAGCAUUGGUUGCAUGAGCGAUUCAUUGGGUGUUAAUGCAUUUAUCCAAAGCAAACUUACAUUGCAUUCUACAAUUCGUCAGUUCAUGCAUUCCCUUGAAAUUAAACUCAUGACCUUGCUAGUGCCAUGCUCUAAUCUUUAAACCAUAGAAACUUAUCAAGUCACUUAAUUACUAGUCAUGAGCCAAAAUGAUUUAUAAGUGCAAUAAUAUGUCCUCUCGACUUUCCAAUCGUUUUGACUUCACUUCUGAUAAUAAAAUGUAUUGUAGGAAAAUUUCCACCGUGCAUCCAGGAAUCAAUGUGUAUCAUUCUUUUCCCAUUUCUCUGUCACUUUACUAUGCUUUUCAGAGUGAAAUUCAAUAUACAACAGAUACAAAUCACUCACCUUCCAGAACUCGUUAAUGAACAGCCUUUAUUGCAAAAUAAUCAGAGUAGGCCAUUUAUUUCUCAUUUGUAGUUUUUUUAUCGCAUGGGGCAAACACACACGCACACAUCACGGUUCAAUAGCUUCUCAGGAUGGAGGCGCAUUAAAAAGUCUAUUACGAAGUGCAUGAAACAUUUAGGUUAUUGAUUAAGCGUGCAUGCAUAGUGUGCAAGACUCCACUCUGCGGGAAAACUCCUCAACAAGCCUGAUUAAUAAACUCAGUUGGAGAAAUUAAACUGGGAAGUGACUGCUCAUAGCAAACCGAACUCAUGCAAGCAUUUAUAAGAGCGUUUGCGCUUCAUGCUGAAGAGUCUCUGCUCAUACUCAUACCUGCUCAGAUUUCACAUCAAGCAGUUCACUUACAUCAUGUCUAUCAGAUUCAGAUUUCUUAUCAGAUCUCUGUUCAUAAAUAUAGAUUCUUAGAAAGCCUCAUUCAUAUGUAUCCGAGCCCUGAGAGGAGGCUAACAGCUCUACCGAUGAGUGCUAGCAAUAAUGACUUGCAAUUAUUCCAAAGUGAUGCGGUUAUUCCGUUUGGAUUAGGAAGCAAUCAGACCCGAGAGAUUCCGUUGGACUGUUUUUAGAGACCAGAUGAUUGUCUCUUACGCACUGUUUCCUCUGUUGCCGAGCUUUCCUCUAAUCUGGCAAAGCAGAGCGCAGUCAGGUCUUUCCCACUGUCACAUAAUAGAAGGAAUCUGUACGCAUCGCCUUUCCUGAGAGUCUCGACGAGCUAAGACAAAACCAAAAUGGAACAAAAGUGUCUGGUUGCUGACUUGAAUUGCAACAUUGAAUCUUAAGAGAUUACGCAUGCAUCAGGCUCCUGCUCCACCAUAUGUGAGCCAGACAAAGGUUACUAGCGAGGGCAUGGAGCGAAUAAUAUGUGGAAUGAAGAGAUGUGUGUGUGUGUGUGUGUGUGUGUUCAAGCCUCUCUCGAGUGGCUUUAUGCUUCAAUGAAUGGACAUCCUAAUGCAAACAGUAGAGACUCGAGACGUUACGGGGGAAGGCGGUAAUAGACUCCGCAUUGUGAUGGUGAAGGGCCGGGAGGGAGUAGUUCUUUCUCCACAGGUUCAUUUGCCACAUUAAUAAGGGAUUAGCAUGGACGGGGCUCCCAGGAUCAGGGCCUGAAGUUUGAGAAGAUUAAUGGACUGUGACAUUAUUGCACCUGAGGGGGAUGUCUGUUGCGAUAUCUGGCGCGUUGAGCUGAUGGAGGGGCUCCGUUGGGCCAGAGAGAGAGAUUUAGUCGGGGUACAACACUUGCGGCUGCUCACUGCCUCUCAUUGUCUUGCAUAAAGAGCCUCUGCAAUUCAUUAUUACGCGUUGUUGGGCUCCUCUUUGACUGGUUUACAGAAGCCUAGAUUAAAUAUUAUGUAAAUUGCGUUGGACUGGUGCAGUGUUCUGUUAUUAAAUAAACGUUCUGUCAUCAUUUACACACCAUUGUGUCUCUCCAAACCUGUAUGCCUUUCUGUAGAACACAAUAGAAGAUACUUUGAAAAAUGCUUCAGCGUUUUUUUAGUCCACACAAUGAAAGUCAGUGGGAUCCAAAGUUCUUUUGGACCCAAGUGACUUUCAUUUCAUGAACAAUAGAAGGAAGAAAAUCAUACAGGUUAAGGUGAGUAAAUAAUGACAGAAUGUUUAUUUUGGGGUGAACGAUCCCGUUUAAAACCAAUUGUGGAUGAAAAAGAUGAACGAGAUGCAUUUUCUCAUUUUUCCGCCUUCAAUGCGCCAAUUUUACACAAUGCACUUGGACCACGGAGUAAUCUGACAUUCAGCUGAACCCCAAGGUUGGUUUUGUCCUAAAUGUACACAUUGGAAACCAAAGAUUCUUGUAUUUGGGAAGGUUCCUAAUUCUCCAAAUCCAUUCAAGCCUCUCUCAAUUCAAGGUUCAGUCCCGCCUUUUCAGCUCAAAUGGCUGUGGUUUACAAUUCUGAAAUUUACACGGCUGUCCGUUUCUCUUACGCAAUCCAGUCUACCUCUAGUGCAGUUUGUCAAAUCCCCGGUGGGAGCAAGCAGGCUUAUCUUUCAAACAGACCAUUGAUUGUGCACGUUCUGGACCCAACGCCGAGGUGAAAACUUCCCCGUUUUGUCCCUACGAGGCUCAGCUUCUGAGGUUCAAGUUGAACUCACUCGGUCUAAAGUACUUUGCAGUUAUAGCCCUUGUUGGGGCCAAACUGUCAAACUGCUUUUGAUAGGGUACUGAUGGAAGACAGGCGAGACGGUGCAAGAAUGGAACGUUGCCUCAGGAUGCCGUCGCAAAGCCUGUAAAACUCCUAAAUAUAGAGAACAAACUGUACAUUUGAGGUAGGGUUAAAGGCACCCCACUUGGGUGCUAGCAGAACUUUUUAGCUUGCUCAAGACUUUUAUACUGUACAUUCACACAGAUGUUCAGAAGGUGUUGCUGGUAGAACUUCAAGCAAGACCUCCCUCUCCUGCAUGGACAGAGUACAGAAAUGCUUCUGUUAUGCUAGGGUUUUUAUUUAUUCAUUAACCAAACUAGCACAGACCAUUGGCAAAUUACCAGGAUUUUUAAGAUUUUCAGAUUCGUUGUUGACUUCUUUUCAUCAUUUUCAUGGUCAUCACACAAUUACUCGCAUGACUGUAGAGUAAAUAUGAUUUAAAUAAACUUCAGUGACUCGAAAACAAUUAUUUGAACAUUCAUUCCACACUUAAAAAGGCAUGAAUUUCAUUUGACAAAAUAUCAAAUUCGCACGUGCAAUGAUACAAAUAAUGCUAGACCUUUUUCUUACUCAUUUCUUACCCAUGUUUGCAAAGACCUUUAACCUUGUAUGAAUUUCACGCAGUGCGACCACAGUUAAACACGAAUGUGAAACACUAAUUUUUCACAACCAGAAAGUGUGUACAUACUCGACAAAAUCUAAAAUAAAUGCUGCUUAGUUUGACAUUUUAGACAUUUUAAGCAAGGUUUGAGUGUCCAAAUAUGCUUCAGAACCACGAACUUAUACCAAUUAAGUUUCGGUCUGUUUCUGUUUUAUUUUUGAAAUCGAAAGGAGAGAAAGAGAUAAAGUAUUCAAAAGAUGAAUGUUCAAAUGUGUUUAGCUGUGUUGUUUCCUCUGCCAGCUCUCUGGCAGCUCAUUUGCUGAAGUCACAAGCAAAAGUCAGCACCAUUCAUCAUAAUUUAAUUUCAUAAAGCAAACUGAUUGAUAAGAGAUGGCUCCCGGAUCCGCUCUGUGAUCUCUGACAGGCUAGAUGAGAACACUCUGCCUUUCACUCCUUCUGAUUUUUAGUUCCAUAUUUUUAUCUUUCAUUCUCAUACACAUAUUAACAUUGACUGAUUAUCGGCAUUGCAUGAUUCCUGAUUACACAUAACACAGAAUAUAAACAAAUUAUUAAACCCUAUCGUGAUAACUCCAGAAGUCUCUCUUACGGUACCUACAUGCUGCAAUUUUGAAUGCAUUUGGGUAACAACUCACACAAUAUGAAAUGGCUUAAGUAGAUACGGUGGAAGAAAAUGUUUCUUGACUAGUUUGUGAUGUUCUGGACACUUUUUCAUUUUUGUACACUGUUUCAAAUGCUCACCUGAGGUACAGUAGGGGUUCAUCUAAUGUGCACCAAUUCAUCUCAACAUUUUUGGGACAGAAGACACAUGCCCCACAUGAACACCACUGUGCACUCUUAACAAUAAAGGUUCCGGUUUGAACCAUGAAGGGUUUUAGAUCCCGAUGCCAUAGAAGACGUUUCUUACGAGUUCCAUGUAGUGCUGCUUUAAAGAACCCAGAAACCACUACUUUGAUCUGAAAAACUUGUAAGGUAACAUCAAGAAUGUUUCUAAUCUCCAAAGAGCAAUACAACCUACUCAAGAACCCUAUACUGGGGGAAGAACCACUGAAGAACCUUUAUUUUUAAGAGAGUACUGUGACCAUCCCCAAGUGCUGUUUCUCUGACACAGUGGCAUCAUUAUGACACAACGAGCCCUGUAGGGCCUUUCCAAAGGUUGAAGGAGUCAUCCUGUCAGAUCGCAGCACCUCCCCUUUCUUCAGAUUAAUAGCUUUGAUUACCAUAAUCUGUAGUGAACUUCUCCUGUUCCACCCCUCCACUGCACCCGCCGUAAUUUAUAAUGUACAUAAAAGAUGUUUUAUGUAAAUUGACCUCCUGGUAAUCUUGCUUAAUGUGCUGUGUUAUUCUAUAAUGGACUGUUAUGAGUUUGUUUCUGCAUAUUUUUUAUUUCGCUUGUUAUAAUGUACUUCCCCACUGCAAUCUGUAUGCAGCUCAAGUAAUCCUUGAUGACUAUUAAUAUUAUGAUUUUGUUUUUGUUUUCUGCUGAGCAUUGUUUGAACAGUGAUAUUUCAUCUUUUUAAUUUCAUAAUAAAUGUUGAAAAGUGAUUUUUUUCCUUUCUGGUUUGUAGUCCACUGCUUCUGACACUGUGAAACUUUGCACUUUGAGCUCUAAUCAGGUUUUACUGCAGAUAAAAGCACAUGUCAAUGUAAUGCUUUCAUCAUGCAGAUCUAAGGUUUAUCAUAAAUUUAGUGUGCAUCAAUACUAAGCACGCACACUGUUAAAACCACAUAUGCACUGUGAUUGAAGUUAACUUAUAAAGCACAGCUUGCUUAAACCUUGUUGACAUAGCACAAAGUAGGACUACGUCUAUUAAAAAUAGACUAAUGAUAUCAAGUAAACAAGAAAACACUGAGUAUGCAUAUGUAUCAGUGUGAAGCUUCAAGCAAGUUUUGUUGCACUUGAUUGAAAGUUGAAAAAUUAAUGCAAACCAGUGACAAACACAACUGAAUAGAUCUGAUAAAGGGAUUUUGCACUAGUAAUACAUGAGCAUUUUGCAUAUAUUUUCAACUGAAAAUCAGUAAGUGCAUUUAAACUUAACAAGCUCUGUUGAACUGCAAAUUUAAGGAAAUACAGAUCUGAAGUGAUGUAUCACUUUGAAAGCCGGUAUAGCAUAGAAAAACCAGUAUUACAAAUAUGUUGCCUCUAGCUUUAUAACAGCAGGAUUGUGAACUGUUUAAAAUGUGUCUGUAAGAUAUGAAAGGACAGAAGAUACCCUGAAGCUUUUUACUAGGUUUGAAAUUUCAAGGAUUUAAGAUACUGAAAAAAUGAGUUUGAAAAGUUAAUGACAAUUUAAAAAAAAAACUGCAUUAACAGAACUAAAUGGAACGAGAUGCUUUGGUUUGUAGACAUAUACAUUCCUGCAAUUGACAGAAACUUUUAAAGUGCUCACAUUCAAGCUACACAUUUGUUCAUGCGUUCCCUGGGAAUUGAACCCAUGACCUUAGCCGUUAGUGCCAUGCUUUACUGUUUUAUACACUGCAGGCCUUUAUAUCAGAAUGAAUGAACACAAUUUUCUAUAUUGACAAAUUUCCUACUGAAAUGGCUUCAUGAAACAUUAUUUGCUACUUGCCGUUUUAUUGCUAGUUGCUUGCAGGUGGUAUUAUGGGGGACGUUCUAGUACUUGACAUAUUUUUAUUGGACAAACAUUUCCAUAUCUCUCAACAAUUCAACAGUAUUUUGGUCCAUUUUUCUGCAAUAGUAAUAUUGUACAUUUUGUCAUUUUUAUUUUGUAAUAUUUUAAGAACGAGAGAAAAAAAAAAAACUCUAAAACUAUACAAGAUGCAAUAAAAUAAGACCCAGACUACAUUAAAUAUGGGUUCAUUUGCUACACCUUAUGGAUAAAUUGUUUUCACCUACCAUAAUAAAUCUUGUGUGGUGAAACAUUGCUUAAAGUCAGAAACACUAAGAAACAAAAAUAUAUGUUUUAUAGUCAGACUGCUAUUGUCCAUAUAGCUAUUGCAAUCCUUUUGCAUUUUAUUGGGUUUAUCCAGCUCAUAAUAACAUUAAUACAUUUUAAUGCUUGAUUUUAAGGACUUUUUUUGUGCUUGAUGUCCAAAAUGGAUUAGGUCCAUGAAUCCAUUGUGAUGACCUUGAAUCUAAAAGACAUGGACUAAAAGUAGAUUUGGAUACCAAGAAUGGAUUCUUAAAAAAAAUAAAUAAUAAUAAUUGGAGAAGAAUGAUGUUUAAUACCAUUGCUCUGAUUUGCAAAUGAAUGAUUCUAACGAGUUGGUUCUUUUUUGUGAUUCAGAAACGUACAGUGGAAACAGUGAAGUCUGAUUCUCGAACGAAUGAUUUAAAUGAGUCGGUUCUUUUAGUAAAUCAAAAACAUACAGCACAAACAGCUGAAUCAGAUCAAUUAUGUCCUGGUUCUUUCUAGUGAAUCAGCAACAUGCAGUGCAAACAGUAAAGUCUGAUUCCUAAAUCAAUGAAUCUAAUGAAUUGAUCUGAGAAAUAUGCAGCACAAUUAGGGUGGCCCUAUUCCUGAAUGAAAGACUCUACUGAGUCAGUUAUUUUUAGUGAAUCAAACACAUAUAGAGGUUUAAAUCAGUAGUUACUGACUGGUUGUGUAGUUAAAGAUUCACAAGAUGAGUUCUACUUACAUUUACAAUGUAUAUAGUUUGUGAAUUGCAUUAAAAAACGUACAAAUAGUCUCGAAGGCAUAUUUAGCGUGUCAAGAAGGUGCUUACCAAUGAGAUUAGUUGUAAUACAACAUCAACAGUUGACUGCACACACCUAUAAAGACAUUUCUACCUUUCUGCCUAAGCUUUCCCUCUACGGCCCCUUUAAUUUGAUAGGUUUACACUCCACAACAGGAGUAAAUCUCUUUAAUAAUAUAAGAACCAAAACAGAUUAGAGUUGAAUAUGGUCUGAUGCUUCAUAGCAGUUGUUUGGUUGAGAACUGGCGUCUAAGUGCUGCAUAAACACAUGCUGAGUGAACGGGUGUAUUUCAAAGUGCCGAGCAAACACAUCCACGGCUUAAACUCUUUUUUUAAUCCUUUCAUUUUUUGGAGCGUGGCCUCCGUUGGCGGGCUGAUGACUUGAUGAGCUUGCGCUGGGGUUGAAUACUGAGAGAUAAAUAAAUACACAAACAAAUCUUUGAAGGCUAGGGUUAGGGUAAUCCCAUCAGUGCUGUCUUUUAUGGUGGACAGCAGAAUCCGGUAUGUCCAGUAAGCGCUCCAAACAUCCUGUUCUGACAUUAUAUGUAGGCUAUAUACAUAUAAUGUGGAGAGGUAUAAAUAUUUAGAGCAGGAUUGGUUCAAGACUAGUUCAUUGGUCUGCGUGGGGCUCCGGGGCUCAAUCGUCCCAGCUGUUGCUUUGACAAGCAGCUGAGGGAGGAAAACGAAUUACUAUGAUAGUGUCAGCGUUAGGUAAACCAGCUGGGAUAUAAACUCACAUUAGUGACAUCCCCGAGGCAUUCAAAUGCUGUCAUGAUGUCCACAUGUGCGCUGCAGAAAAAGCAAAUUGCAAAAAAUGAUGCUAUUUUUCAAUUUUUAUUAAAAUUGUGGACACUUUAUCCGUUGCAUCGCAUCAUGCUGUCUUUUUUCCAACGUCAUUUGGCUUUAGCUUAGGUUUUUAAAAUGCCAUGUCAAGCUGCAAAAUAUUUUUAAACACUGUGAAAGAAAAAUGGUGUUAGAUUUUUGGACACACUUUAUGUUAAGUGUCUUUAACUACUAUGUACCUACAUUUAAAUUAAUCAUUUAAUACAAUUCACUUAUUGUGUACAUACAUGUUUUUACAUGAUAACACUAUCAACACUAUCCCUACACCUUAACCUAACUAGUCUACCAAACCUGUCCAUAACCUUAACCAUAUCCCACCUUGAUAGCAGCAAAAGUGAUCUGGGUUGCCUUUUACAGUACUUACAGUGUACUUACCUAAAAUACUGGAUAAUAUAAGGCAACUACAUGGGUUAGGGGUAGGUUCAGGGUUAGUACCUAGUUAUUACCCAGGUAUUGUAAUUACUAUAACAAAUACAUAGUAUGUACAUGCGGAACAUGACUGUAAAAUAAAUCAAGAAAAAGUGCUACCAUGACGUGCAAUACAACGUGUACACAGUAAGUUAAUCAUACCAAGCAAUUCAUUAUUUUUAAUGUAAGUACAUGGUAGUUAAAAACACCUUAAUAUAAAGUGGGACCCAAUUUUCUAUUAGAAAUUGCUAAUAGAUAUCUCAAUAAAAUGUUCAAAAAAUGGCAAGUAAUACGUUGAAUUAAGCAUGAAGUUUUAAAGCAGAAAAAGUGAAAAGCAUUGUUAAACAUACCCCAAUAAUCUUCCAAAUUAUUAUUAUUAUUAUUAUUUUUACACUGCAGCCUAUAAAAACAUUUCCUAGUGCAAAUGCAAGUUGCCAUCCCAACUGAAACCAAUUGGACCACGAGGAACUACUCAAAAUGCCAAUUUGGCACAUUUGCACAUAGUAGUUACCAGACAGACUGGCUGUGUCUCAAAUCGCCCCUUAUGUAGUGCUCUAUUUGAGGGGACUGCCAUUUGAAGUGCUGUCCGAAGCCAUGGUGGACAUAAAAUGUCCACAUAUUCAAUACCAUAAUGCACCUCAAUAAUGACUGUACAACCGAUGUUAGUAGUGGUAUUAUUAUGUACGCUAGUGAAUACCCAUGUACUGUGAGCGUCACGUCAAAAUGAAUCCUACACAGCACUUUCGGCGCCUUUUUUUUGUCAGAAUUCACUCACUCGUUUUCAUUCACUCAUUCAGAGGACUAUAUUUGUAAUGUAGGGAAUAGUGAAGGAGGGUAUAGAGGGUGAUUUUAGAUACAGCCACUGUAUGCCUAUAGCUCAAACAGGAGAGCUUGUUAGCAAUUUGAAGGUCAUGGGUUCAAUUCCAAGGGAACAAAUGAAAGAAUUAAAAAAAAAACAUACACUUUAUAUGUAAUGUAUGCUGCUUUGGAUAAAUGUACAGUAAAUGGUCUUAAAUCAGUGUGAAAUACUUUGAUAUUGUAAAUAUCAAUGCCCAUUUGCUAAUAAUACACAGUACAGCGGCCCCAAAAAAUAUUUGGAAACUUUUUUUUUUUUUUUUGUGGGAAACAAGUGAAUUGCAUUAGAAAAUAAUGUGUGUCUGAAACCUAAGGCGGUUACUUUGCUGCCUAGUUAUUCGAUAACUGUAUGAAGGUACCUCUUCAGAAACAGUGAUAUCAUGUGUAAUGUGUAGGCCUAUAUAUACAGUAUAUAUAUAUAUAGAUAUAUAUAUAUAUAUAGUAAGACAUUUCCCAUGGACACAUGUCCAGAGUUACUACAGUUGUAAUUCUACUAAUGUUUGACAACCAGAAAUCAUGUUUUGCUUGAAGAGCGUGCUUAUUUCUGUUUCUUAAAAUGAUUAUGCCACUUGGUUUGACGUUUAUCUAGUAACGUUUAUCCAUUCAUUUUAAAUUGUGGCUGAAGAGACUAAAUGCUGUUUUGGGGCCACCAUCUUGUGUUCAAGCAAACCAUUAGAAGCAAGAAAGAGUGAGAAAGACAGAAACAUUGCUGUGCUAAAGGGGAAAAAAUGUGCUCAGCACCCAGAGACUCCAUUUUCAAGACAUAAAAUCACCUCUUCACACUGACUUUGCAGUCUGUGAUUUUUACGAUGGCAGGCGUGGUAUUAGUCGCUCCAAUCUGUAUAUCCAUCUCUUGCUUUGUCUUGGCCCAGGCAAAUCGA